Protopterus annectens (West African lungfish) is the source of this 2295-nucleotide messenger RNA. Its product is annotated as hyaluronan synthase 2-like. Gene Ontology annotation, molecular function: hyaluronan synthase activity. The record is from RefSeq and is a predicted model, not a curated record. Gene Ontology annotation, biological process: extracellular matrix assembly; hyaluronan biosynthetic process. Bases 1 to 1662 code for a protein of 553 amino acids. The transcript is spliced from 3 exons. NCBI's taxonomy places the organism in Eukaryota, Metazoa, Chordata, Ceratodontiformes, Protopteridae.
AUGAACUGCAGAAAUCUUGGCUUCAAAAAUAUACUACGCAUAAUUUUUACUACCUUGGUUGGAGUCUCUAUUCUAGUCGGUCUGACUGCUGCAUACAUCAUAGGAUACAAUUUCAUUAAAGAGGAUCACUACUUUUUUUCAUUUGGUGUCUAUGGGGCAAUUCUGGCGCUGCAUGUCAUCAUUCAAAGCCUUUUUGCUUUCCUUGAGCACAAAAGGACAGAUAAAACUCUUGGAAUGAAUGUCGACCUUACAAAGAAUGCAGUGCUUUGCAUUGCUGCUUAUCAAGAGGACCCAGAUUACCUCCGCAAGUGUUUGGAAUCUGUCAAGAGGCUGUCAUACCCCAAUAUGAAAAUUAUCUUGGUAAUUGAUGGGAACUCAGAAGACGAUGCAUACAUGAUGGAUACUUUUAAAGAGCUGAUGGGAUGUGAUCAGACUGCCACCUUUGUCUGGAGGAGUAAUUUUCAUGAGAGGGACACAGGUGUGACAGAGGAGUUGCACCAAGAAAGUAUACAGCGUGUGAAAGACAUUGUAGUUCAGAAUCAGUUUGUCUGCAUCAUGCAGAAGUGGGGUGGAAAAAGAGAAGUAAUGUAUACAGCAUUCAAAGCUAUAGGUGAACACGCAGACUAUAUACAGGUCUGUGACUCUGAUACAAUGUUAGACCCUGCUGCCACAGUGGAACUGGUUAAAGUACUGGAAAAUAACCCCACGUGUGGAGGAGUUGGUGGAGAUGUUCAGAUUCUAAAUAAGUAUGAUUCCUGGGUUUCGUUCUUAAGCAGUGUACGAUACUGGAUGGCUUUCAACAUUGAGCGUGCCUGUCAGUCUUAUUUUGGGUGUGUACAGUGCAUCAGUGGUCCACUGGGUAUGUACCGGAAUGAUCUCCUACAGCAGUUCCUCGAAGCUUGGUAUAAUCAAGAAUUUAUGGGAUCAAAAUGUAGCUUUGGAGAUGACCGACAUCUGACAAACCGUGUUUUAAGCUUGGGGUUUUCCACCAAAUACACUUCCAAGUCAAAGUGCCUGACAGAAACUCCAACAAAAUACCUAAGAUGGUUAAAUCAGCAGACACGAUGGAGCAAAUCUUAUUUCAGGGAAUGGCUAUAUAAUUCCUUGUGGUUCUACAAACAUAAUGUCUGGAUGACUUAUGAAGCAGUGGUCACUGGAUUUUUUCCUUUCUUCCUAGUAGCAACAGUAAUUCAGCUUUUCUACAGAGGAAGAAUAUGGAACAUCCUCCUGUUUCUUAUGACUGUGCAAUUUAUCGGCUUAGUGAAGGCAGUUUUUGGUAGCUUCCUGAGACGGGAUAUCACCAUGCUCUUCAUGUCUGUCUACUCAAUACUUUACAUGUCAAGUCUGCUUCCCGCUAAAAUGUAUGCACUUCUUACAAUUAACAGUGCCGGAUGGGGAACAUCAGGUCGGAAAACCAUUGUUGUAAACUUCAUUGGCCUCAUUCCAGUGACAGUAUGGUGUACAAUACUUCUAGGUGGGAUUAUUUAUACCAUAUAUGCAGAGAUAAAGACUGGGAUAGAGUUUCUAGAAGUCAUACUAAUUUUUAUUGCUGUUGGGGUAUAUGUUUGUUACUGGGUAGUAAUGUAUAUUCUGUACUCCGUCUACGUACUCAAGUGCACGAAGUACAAAAGUCGAAAGGAAAUCCGCUGUUGUAUUAUGUGAACAAUUCUAGGAAGAAAUCAUGACAGGACAAUUCUUUCACAAGAGAGCAUACUGUACUCCUGGGACAUUACAUCAGUGGUCUAAGGAACUGCAAACCUGAACUUAACACCAACAAACAUGUUGUAAAUGUAUUCACAGCAUCACAAUUUAAACAAACUAGAUUGACAUAAAUCACUUGAAUGGUUACAGAUGCUCUAAAAAAAAAUCACACAAUGUCUCAAGUUUGGCUGCAAGCCCUCAGUGAAGUUUCAUUCUAGCUGUAAAAUAUACACUUUACAAGCUAUUAAUCCAGUCAACCCCAAAAAUGCACUUUAUAAGGACAGUGCAAUUAGAAGUUACAGUGUUUACAGCAACAAAGUUAUUACAGGCACAAAAUCAGUAGUAGUAGUAGCAUAUUAACAUUUAGAAUGUCGAUGUUUUUUGGUCGACGCUGUGAAUGUUGAUAUUUGGGCGUUUCAAUGAAAUUCUGUACACCUAUACAUACCUACAAAUAUACAUAUACAUAUAUACAUAUCUAUAGAUAUAUAUAUUUAGAGAAUGGAAGACCUGUACAUUGGCACCGUGACUGGAGAACAAAUGUUGUCCAGCAGGGUGGUAAUGUACAGGUAAUGCCUGCUGAAGAAUGAGUCCACA